Danaus chrysippus (African queen) is the source of this 222-nucleotide messenger RNA. Lineage: Eukaryota; Metazoa; Arthropoda; Insecta; Lepidoptera; Nymphalidae. The record is from the annotation of a GenBank genome assembly.
AUGCGAGGGUUGGGGGUUAGGUCAUGGUCUGUUUUGGGGGUCGUGGUGCUUGGGGUAGUAUGUGUGGGUGGGAGCGAGUUCCCGGAGAGAGAAUGCUGCGAUCCCGUGUAUCCUCCAAACACGGCCACCACAGCCGCUGCUCCGGUCACGCAUCCCGUGAACAAAGUAUCAGGCAUUGAGUUGGGUCUUGCAAAAGGAAUGGCUAACAGCCCACUGCAUUGA